This is a messenger RNA of Cladocopium goreaui, 2918 nucleotides long. The record is from the annotation of a GenBank genome assembly. Lineage: Eukaryota; Dinophyceae; Suessiales; Symbiodiniaceae.
AUGCCGGACAGCAAGCCAAAUCCUGAGAAAGUGGCAGAAGUGGAGGUAACAGAGACCGACAACAACAUGGAGAUCAUGAGCAGCUACUUGAGCAGCUUUGCUGCUUCUUUGCCAACACAAAAAGAAGUGCAGGUCGCCAUGAUCAAGGCUGACAAGACCUAUAGGCUGAAUAGUUUUGAGGACAAUGCCAAAGGGAGAGCAAAAAGCAAGGCUGGGACGUCGAAUGCCAAAGCUUCAGCCAGUGGCCUGGAGCAUGGGGAAGAAGAAAACCGGACUGAUGAUGAAGUGGUAGAUGUUUGUGAUGAGGGGGAUGAUAAGCCAGAAAAUGAGGAUGCUGAGGAUGAGGAUGAGGGUCCUGCAGAGGAUGAGGGUGCUGCAGAGGAUGAGUGUUUGGAAGACGAGGGUCUUGACAGUCAGAACGAACAAGAUGGUGAGUUUGAAGAAGAGGACUUCAAGAAAGGAAGCGUCCAGCUUCGAAAGCCAGGGGCCGUGGUCGAGGCCGUGCAACAGGCCAGGGAAGGGGAAGAGGAUUCAGAACUUGAUGAGCGAAUGAAAGUGGACCUAGAAGACCUCAAAAGAAUUCCCUCUCUUGACGUCCCUGAUCCUGCCAGAAAGUCUUGGACUUUGAGCGCGCCUGAUGAAGAGAGCGAUUUUCCCACCAUUGGUGUGGUGUUCUGGCCUCAAUCGGGGCUGGCAUAUAGGUGGAUUGCUGCCUGCAUGAUCGCGGGCUGGCCGGAGUCGAAGUGGGCAGGUUCCCUUUACAAAAAGCUUUCCUUCAAGGAUCGGGUGAAAUUACAGCUGGAUUCCAGUGGUGCCAAGAGAUCCCGAUACCUGUUCCUGGCUUCCGUGAAACAGUUCUCGAUGCAGGGCUCUGACCAGAAGAAGUCUGCGCCGUACAAUUGGUGGCACGCCAAUCUGGAACCUCUCAAGGCACACAUCAAAGAUGAGAUUGCCACUGGCAGGGUUCGUCGCAAGCUUUUUGACAAAGCGGCAGACUCUCAGAUCACUUUAGUGGCUGGUAAAUCAACUGAAAGUUUGAACUCUGUUGACAAAGCAGCCCUAGAUCGUAAGCGUACUGUUGACUUGACACCAACACCACCAGUCACCAGAAUCCGAAGCAAGUCAUCCCAGUCUUUGGGAAGCACCGGUGACUCUGAGAAGCAGCCAGAGAAGACCCCAGAGUCAGGCAAGAAGACACCAUCCCCCAAAGUUGCAAGUCCACCCAAGGGUAAGACAGCGAAAGAAAAGGCAGAAGACCGUGCAGUGCCCAAGGCCAAGGCCAGCAGUGCAUCACAAAGGGUAAGAGCCCAUCUAGAGGAAGCAAAGCAGAAGCGAUUGAACAAUGAAAAGGGUGAUGGACAGUUCAAGAGGCUCAGAAGGAUGGGUGGUAAUGAGGAGUUCACUAACUCCAGCCCCGAAAGCACAACAAAGAAAUCUAAACAGACUGGCAAGAACAAGACACGGAAGGAAGGAAAGAUCAAGAUCAAAAUCAACAAGACAAAGCCGAAUGAGAAGGAUAGCAGCACACCGUCCAAGAGCCCACGCCGUACCAAGAAGGAGACACCAACCAAGGAGAGCACAAAGGAUCAGGAGAACAAGAAGGAUGAGAAUAAUGAAUGUACGAAGACUGAUGCCAAGACUAAGAAGGUCCAUGCGAUGUAUAUGAAAUACUGGAGGUCUCUGAAGAGCCAAGAGCAGUCAUCGAUGCUCUAUGAGGAUUUCUGGAAGUCGUCCUGCAAUUGGAGAAAGACAACCAUUUACAGGUCAGUGACCAACACAAUUGAAAACAGAAAGGCUGGGAAAAGGCAAUGGCUCACCCGCAAGCAAAUGUUGCCGGUGUUUGACAAUGAUGGUGAUGUGGUUGAUGGAAUCAUCACACGCAAGAGAUCGGACAAAGAGCUGUUGGCGACUGAAGUCAGACAGCAUCCCGAGCACCCAAAAUUGUAUCAAUACCUUGUGUUGACAGAGGACUAUGAGGAGGCCACCGAGAGCGACAAGAUCAUUGACAAGUUCAUGAUCAAAGACACAGGUGAUGACAGGCGUAAGUCAAGGAAGUCUAAGAAGGCAAAGGAGGAUGACCCUGAGGAAAAGGCAAAGGAAGAAGCAAAGAAAGCUCGCCAGGAUUUGGUUAAGAAUGCAAAGAAGGCCAGGUCCCCAAAGAUCAAGAAUGCGAUGGAGAGUGAGAUCAAUUCCCUGUCGUCUGGCCUGGUUCGUCACCGGACUUCGUUGCAGGGGACCUUGGACAGCGGGGUCGAGGACUCGAAGUUGGAAAAGUGCCUUGAGAAUGCCAAAAAAGGUGAGAAUGACCGGGACCGAGAUCACCAAAUCAGCCACAUGCUGGACAGCCUCGCUAGUGGAGAAACCAUCGAGGUGGAAACAGUUCUCAAAGGAAAGUUGCGGGAGAGUGAUCCAAUACAAACGACUUUGCCAAUGACUUCCCCUGAAGAUUUACUGAAGUAUUUGUUUAACGAUGUGGGUCUUGAAUUGCCUGAUGAGGAAAUCAGAAAUUAUUGGGCCCAUUGCAAAGCUACAAAUUGUGAAUGGAGUCACAUGUCUGGAGGGGAUCAUAUCCCGGUUGCUUUGUACGGUGACAGUGCAAAGUUCAGUGUCAUUGGGGAGAAAAUUACCUGCUGUUUUUUGAGUUUGCCUCUAUGGUUUCCUCGUGCAGCACGACGUCGCAUCUUUUUCCUGUUUGCUCUGGAAACUUAUCGAAUGGUUGGUGGUGGCCAGACCCUGUUUCCUUUCUACCGCCAAAUUGUGCAGACGAUGUGGAAACUCUAUGAUGAUGGGAUUGAGGUUGAAUAUCCUGAUGGUCGAACUCGUCGGCUAAAAUUCGUAGCCCAGUUCUUGGGCCGCUGCAUUGAUCGAGGGCCUGGCAGGUUUGUGCUGAUGCUGGAGCGGUUGGUGGAUGUCUUAGG